Messenger RNA from Cuculus canorus (common cuckoo), 846 nucleotides. It is a transcript of the gene MRPL16, whose product is annotated as mitochondrial ribosomal protein L16. Gene Ontology annotation, cellular component: mitochondrial large ribosomal subunit; ribosome. Gene Ontology annotation, molecular function: rRNA binding; structural constituent of ribosome. The record is from RefSeq and is a predicted model, not a curated record. Gene Ontology annotation, biological process: mitochondrial translation. The coding region runs from base 47 to 790 and encodes 247 amino acids. The transcript is spliced from 4 exons. Lineage: Eukaryota; Metazoa; Chordata; Aves; Cuculiformes; Cuculidae.
ACCGGAAGGCCCAUACCCCGCAUCGGAAGUGGUUGCUCUGGGGGUGAUGCGGCGAUGGUGGCUCCCGGCGCAGCUCGCGGCCCGGGCGGGUCCUGGUGGUCUCGUCAUCCCCCGGGCAGGCCUCAAGCAGUACACGCAACCCCCGGACUACAGUGGGAUCAUCAUCCCGGAGAGGACAAAGCUGAAGUUCGUGGAUAAGGUGCCGUCGGUGCCCAAGGUCAGGCGGGAGCCCCGGCAGCUGCGUGACAUCCGUGGCCCGUCCCAGGAAGCCACCGACUUCACCCAGGGCCAGUACGGGAUCCUGGCUUUAGGGGGUGGCUACCUCCACUGGGGCCACUUUGAGAUGAUCCGCCUGACCAUCGGCCGCAACAUGGACCCCAAAACUAUGUUUGCUAUCUGGCGUGUGCCACCCCCUAGCAAACCGGUGACACGGAAGAGCCUGGGCCACCGGAUGGGAGGAGGCAAAGGCCCCAUCGACCACUACGUGACGGCCGUGAAGAGCGGGCGGCUGGUGGUGGAGAUCGGCGGGCACUGUGAGUUUGGUGAGGUGGAAGCUUUCCUCACUCAGGUGGCCAAGAAACUGCCUUUCCCCGCCACUGCCAUCAGCCGCGAUGGCCUCGAGCAGAUGCGAAAGGAAGAGGAGGAAAAGAGGCUCAACAACCAAAAUCCCUGGACUUUUGAGCGUGUCGUCACAGGCAACAUGCUGGGAAUGCGCAAAUACCUCAGCCCCUACGACCUGAAGCUAAAGGGACGAUACUGGGGCAAGUUCUUCCUCAAACACAGGGUCUAACCAGCAGCCAGGGCUGGGGAUGUCUUAAUUAAACUUUCCCACAAGGACCUGCAUAC